AUUCACUCCUUGGCCCCUUGAUUUUUUACUCUAAGCUUUAUAUUCAAAUUGUUAGUUCGCCCACACAACUUUGUCUACUUUAAUAUCAGUCUUUCUCUAUCUGCUUGUUUUUUGCAUACCAGUGUGAAGUGUGUCAACCUGGACCGAUGCACCUGUAUGCGAUGUUCUACGUUGAUUUUGUCUGCCUGGCAUUUAAGACUUCAUAACGUUACUGUAGCUAAGACGUAUCGCAUUUUUCAGUUGUAUUGUUAUUUUCGACUUCAACACCUCAUUUUUAUAAGCUUUGUGAAACUGUGUUUAUGCUUAUUUUUUCACUUCAGAUUAAAACACUUGCUGACUACAAUACCGUAACCGUUGACUUUGUACUCACUGCAUUCUACCAUCCAGUCGUCUAAAUAAUGAAUGGUAAAGAUCGAGAGAAUCUUUUGAAGCUGAUUAAACGUGCGAAGGAUUUACACACAGAUGAGGAGAAGUCUCAUCUACGCAAAAGAAUCGAGGGUCAGCUGUUAAAAUUCACAAAUGUUGUCAAAGGUUAUCAGUAUCGUUGGUUUGUAAUCGAUCCAGAUUCAGGAAGGAUAGAAUAUUAUGAGAAGGAAGAUCACAAGCGAUCACUUAAACCACGUGGAGGAUUAAAUCUUAUAUAUGCCUCUGUUUGUCCAUCUGAUGAAGAUUCACAGACAUUUGUCAUUAACGCUGCAAAUGGUGACUUGUUAAAACUGAAAGCAAUCGAUGCUAAAGAAAGGCAACAUUGGGUUGAUCGUCUUCGAGCAGUUGCUGAAUAUCAUUCAGAUAAAGCUGAACAAAAUCCAUUGAUUGCUACUUUAUCUGGAACCCCUGAAUCUGGUAAUCAUAUAGAUCCACUAAAUACAUCGCCUCAAACAUUGAAUUCUUCUAAAACUGUAUGUACACAGUCAACUGAUGUAAAUACUUCCUGUGAUCAAUGUAUAGAUGUGAAUACGCAAAGUGUACGUGUUGCAGAUACAUUUCCAGUAUUUUGCCCUGGUCGACCUUCUGAUCCACGAACUCAACUUAGUGAAUUAUUUCGUCAGUUGGAGUAUGAAAAUCAAGCUCUUUCUGCUGUUGUUGAUGCAACAUCAAUUCGAAGUCCUGAAAUUACUGAGAUAUUUAAAAAUCUUCUUUUAUCGAAGGCUACUAGUCAAGCAACAUUAGCUUGUCUAAAGCGUUGUAUGGACCUAAUCAAACGUCAAGAUAUGACAAGUGGAACUGAAAAUGGAAAAAUGAAUAAAUCAUUUAGUCCAUGUGCUACAGAGAAGUCAGGGUGUAAUGACUCUUCAGUUGUCGUUAAUGAAUUGUCUGGAUCAUCUAAAGUUGUCGAUUUGAGUGUUACUACCGAAUCUCUUCCAAGUAUUAGUCAUAAGCUGUCAGAUGAUGGUCGAAAUACUCUCUGCCAGUAUCCAUUACCGAUAAAAGAUAUGCAAGUGAAUUGCAUCGAUAUACCUAAGGAUGAAGAUGAACAGGACGAUGUUGACAAUACUGAUAAUGAUACAUCUACUACUCAUGAGCAUAUAGAAAUAGAUAAUGAACAGAAUAGAUCAGUAAUUCUGCAUUUGCUUUCUCAGUUGAAAAUUGGUGCAGAUUUGACAAAGGUAGUUCUUCCUACUUUCAUUUGGAAGAAUAUUCUUUAUUAGAGAUGUUUGCUAAUUAUAUGAUACAUCCAAAUCUCUUUUGCAGCAUUACUGACUAUGAAGACCCUGAAAUGCGUAUUCUAGCAUUUAUUCAAUGGUAUCUUACUACAUUCCAUGCUGGACAUCAGGAUACAGUUGCCAAGAAACCUUAUAAUCCUAUUAUUGGUGAGACAUUUCAUUGUAGUUGGAUUAUUUCACCUCAUCAACUCAAUAGUGGAUCAUGUUUACCAGAAACAAACAGAGAUAAUAGUAAACUAUUAUCUAAUAACAAUAAACCUAUAGUUAUACGAUAUUGUGCUGAACAAGUUUCUCAUCAUCCACCUAUAUCUGCUUUCCAUUUCUAUUGUCCUGCAAAGAAAAUGGAAUUGACUGCAUCAAUAUACACUAAUCAAAAUUUCAAGGAAUGAGUAUUUCUGCUGCAAUGUUAGGUAGAA
This is a messenger RNA of Heterobilharzia americana, 2080 nucleotides long. Lineage: Eukaryota; Metazoa; Platyhelminthes; Trematoda; Strigeidida; Schistosomatidae. The record is from the annotation of a GenBank genome assembly.